GACUUUCAAUCUCUGGCGACUUGGGUUUGUUGACUUACCGGAACGUUGAAAGCUCACAACAUGGCUGUCGAGGAUCUAUCCUCGCGGUUAAACAUACCGGAAAUUCAAGAGGAAUCACAAUCUGCUCGGAUUGAGCGCCUUGGACGUGAACGUCCCCCGGCGUUCCCCUCCCUAUGGACUGAAGUAUUUUGCUUGUUUGGCAUCAUAAUGUCGCAGUUCCUGACCGAGUUCUUCGUCUCCGGCUUCACGGUCAUCUUGCCACCACUGGCCCAGGAGCUGCAGAUCCCCCAGGCUUCGCAGGUAUGGCCCGCGACUGCCUUUUCGCUUGUUAUUUCGAGCACUUUGCUCAUAUUUGGGCGUCUGGGCGACAUCUGGGGAGGAUACCCUGUCUUCUUCGCAGGCCUCGCGUGGCUUUCUAUAUGGAGUCUAAUCGCAGGAUUCAGUUCUGGCUCUGUCAUGUUAAACAUCUGUCGAGCAUUCCAGGGUCUGGGGGCUGCCGCCUUUCUCCCAACUGGAGUCAUGCUCUUAGGCUCACUCUACCGGCCUGGGCCUCGCAAGAACCUCGUCUUUGCAAUCUAUGGCACCGCGGGCGUUCUCGGCUUCUUUGGUGGCAUCGCCAUUGCAGGGCUCGUGGGUCAAUUCCUAUACUGGAGUUGGUACUUCUGGAUCGGCGCGAUACUUGCAGCGAUAACGCUCAGUACGGCAAUAUUUGCGAUGCCAUACUCGAGUUUGGCGAAUGACUCCCGAAAGAAAGUGAAAAUGGACUAUCUGGGUGCCAUUUGCAUCGUUUGCGGGCUCGUUCUUACGAUUUUCGCAAUCACCCAAUCCGCCCAUGCCGACUCGGGAUGGAAAACGCCAUAUGUCCUGGCAACCUUCCUCCUAGGCAUCAUGUUCCUUGUCGGGACGUGGUAUGUCGAACGGAAUGUUGUCUCGGAUCCACUGUUGCCUGCAUCGCUCUUCUCAGUAAAAUCAAUGACACCUUUACUCAUUGCCCUCCUACUACUCUACGGUACCUGGGGUAUCUUCUCCGUUAAUGGGUCACUCUACUUCCAAACGGUCUUGUCCGCCUCGCCACUCCAGGUCGUUGUGUGGUACAUACCCAUUGGCGUGGUUGGACUUGUCGUCAGCAUCAUUGAAGGGUACAUCUUACACCUCGUCCCCGGCCAUCUUCUCAUGAUCAUCUCGGGCUCAGCCGCCGUUGUUUCCCAACUUCUCCUCGCUCUCAUUCCGCCUGGUGGAGGUAGCUACUGGGCAUUCAUCUUCCCGUCGGCCAUUCUCAGCACGAUUGGCAUCGACCUGUCUACUAUCCUGAUGGCCGUUUUCAUUACCACAGUCGUCCCGUCUUCGCAGCAGGGGCUGGCAGGGGGUGUCUUGAAUUCCGUGCUGCAGCUCGGCGUCGCCUUGGUCCUCGGGCUAACGGACAUUAUCCAGUCUUCCGUGGUCAAGGACAGGGGUCUGGAAGAAAGCUACAAAGUGACGUUCUGGUUCGGAGUCGGUGUUGCUGGUGCCAGUUUGAUAAUCCUGGUGAUCUGGGGCAGGGUGCCUAAAGCUGUCAGCGAGAUGACAGCGGAUGAAAUACAGGAACAGGCUUCUUCGGAUUAACUGUUACGAGAGG
Molecule: messenger RNA, 1615 nt
Organism: Aspergillus versicolor CBS 583.65
Lineage: Eukaryota; Fungi; Ascomycota; Eurotiomycetes; Eurotiales; Aspergillaceae
Exons: 1
Coding region: 61-1602 (513 amino acids)
Biological process (GO): transmembrane transport
Cellular component (GO): membrane
Molecular function (GO): transmembrane transporter activity
Source: RefSeq, a predicted model, not a curated record